AUGUCGGAUAGCUCGAGUCGCUCUUCUUCAGCACCUUCACUCGCUGGAAUUAUAACAACUUCAAACAAUGAGCGAAUAAUACCAGCUACGCGCCGAGCAGAUGGCUCACUUCGUCCAGAACGUCGUGUACGAGAAGGCUUUGUGCCACUUGAAGAUGUGCAACGUUAUAAGAAUGUCCGAGUUGCUGCGAUUGAACAAACAACCUUGAAUAAAAAACGGUCAGAGGAGGAAAGUGGAUCAAGUUUUGCUGAUAAUGAAGAAAAAAAUAUUGAUAUGGAUGAUUUAUUAUCACAAAAAUUAGAAAACCUCUCAAUUGAACCAAUGACAUCCGUCAAAGCUUCUGCUACCUCAAGCAUUGUCAACACACAAAAAGGUUCGCCUUCAUCGAAUUCUAUAGAAACAGAAAAUCAAUCUACAAAACAAACAUCUUCGGAAGUUGUCAUCACAAUCUCACAAAUGGAAGCAUUAAAAAAACGUACAAAAGCUUUGGAGAAAAAAAUUCGACAAAUUGAACAACUCGUGCAACGUCAAGAAACUGGGGAAUCUUUGAAUUCAGAUCAACUGGAAAAGAUUGAACGAUUAGCUGAAUUUCGUGACGAGCUGCAAAGAAUCAAAGAUGGCGAAGAAUGA
This is a messenger RNA of Ambispora gerdemannii, 630 nucleotides long. The record is from the annotation of a GenBank genome assembly. NCBI's taxonomy places the organism in Eukaryota, Fungi, Glomeromycota, Glomeromycetes, Archaeosporales, Ambisporaceae.